CGGCGGCGGCAGCAGCAAGAGGAGCUGCGGGGGAAGCAGCGUCCGGCUUUGCGGCCGGGGCAGUGCAGAAAAGAAAAGAAAAAAGUGAAUUGUAAGCCUAAGAACCAGGACGAACAAGAGAUCCCUUUCCGGCUCCGAGAGAUCAUGAGGAGCCGCCAGCAGAUGAAGAACCCCAUCAGUAACAAGAGAAGGAAGACAGAAGCCCAUGUGGCCUUCAGAAAGACGCUGGAGAAGGAGGCCAAGGGGGUGGAGCCAGACAUUGCUGUCCCCAAGUUCAAGCAGAAGAAGUGGGAGUCGGAUGGGGCCUAUAUGCGGCGCAUGGAGCAGGAGACCCAGCAUGUGCUGUUCCUUAGCAAGAACCAGGCUGCCCGUCGGCCCGAGGCACAGGGGACCCCCGAGAGGGAGAAGUCGGAGCACAGGAAGGCGUUCCAGAAGCGGCGGCUGGAGAGAGUCCGGCAGAGGAAGGAGGACAAGGCGGCAGACAGGCUGGAACAGGAGCUGCUCCAAGACAGGGUGAAGUUUGGGGAGGUGGCGCUGCAGCCCCCAGAGCUGACCGCCAGGCCCAGGAAGAGCACGAGCAGGGGACAGCCUGGCGAGAAGUCCCUGGUGCUGAGGGUGCCUUUGGGCCCUGGCAGUGUGUCCCAGCCUCUGAGCCCCUCGCUGGCCCGGCAGCGGAUCGUGGAGGAGGAGAGAGCACGGGUGGUGCAGGCCUACCGCACACUGAAGAAGCUGAAGCAGCAGCAGCAGGGGCCUGAGUUGUCCUGCCUCCGCCCUGGGAAGAAGCCAAGGGCACAUCUGUGACUGCGCGAUCUGGGGCCUGGCCUGCGCUCCGUAAAGCUGGCUCUGGGCUGCUGCGCCCAGCUGGGGGUGGCGGGGACGGGCAGGAGCCAGCCUGCGUGGAGGGGCCGCCCCCAGACACGCUCACAAGGCCCCCGGGAGCACAGGUGCUAGCACUCCCAUGCACAGAGGCCUCCAGGCUGUUAAGGGGCUUCACUCGGCCAGAAGCGGGGGCGACAGGCUGGGGUGUGAGGCCUGGCAGCACCCAGAACAGCCCUGUUUGCCUCUGGCUUCCCUCUCAGACAUCUGCCUUGGGUGCCUCGAUCCCCAGACAGGAGGCCAGCCCGGGCCUGGCAGGACUGCUGCUCGCUCCACCUGUCCCUGGCAUGUUGGGGUAGACGCUGCCUAGUCUGACUACACGAUUGACCAGAAGAAUCUCAACAGAAGGAUGGGGCAGGAGCCCACCCUAGUCUGUCCUUCUUCUCCAGGGCAACAGGUGAUGAGCGUGGACAGAACGGGGCCUAAGGCCAAGCAAAGGGGAUGGGCCCACAGUCUCGGGUCUCAGGGUCUCCAGGAGUAGCUUCCGCCCCGGGUGCCGCUGAGUGCCGGCCGGGCUGGACGAAGGAGGCUCGUUCUCAGGGAGGGCCUCCGUCUGCAGGAACACGGGUGCCACUGAGGCUUCAGAGGCUCGUCCGGGUCUCAAAGGGCAGCUGGGGUCUCCUGACUGCUCUUUGUUUCAAAGGCUCGGGCAUCUGAGGUGUUUGGGUUUUUUUAAUCAACAUCAUUGAGCUGUAAAUCACCAACAAUAAAAUACAGCCACCUUCAGUGAGUUUCACAGGUCUGUAUAUCCAGGUAAUCACCACCACAACCGAGAUACGGAC
Trichechus manatus latirostris (Florida manatee) is the source of this 1658-nucleotide messenger RNA. It is a transcript of the gene CCDC137, whose product is annotated as coiled-coil domain containing 137. The transcript has 6 exons. The annotation marks the transcript as partial. Lineage: Eukaryota; Metazoa; Chordata; Mammalia; Sirenia; Trichechidae. Gene Ontology annotation, cellular component: nucleus. The record is from RefSeq and is a predicted model, not a curated record.